Messenger RNA from Sordaria macrospora k-hell, 1797 nucleotides. RefSeq lists its product as uncharacterized. Gene Ontology annotation, molecular function: FAD binding; oxidoreductase activity. The record is from RefSeq and is a predicted model, not a curated record. NCBI's taxonomy places the organism in Eukaryota, Fungi, Ascomycota, Sordariomycetes, Sordariales, Sordariaceae.
AUGACGCAAACAGCGAAAAACGAUAUCGUCCUCCAGACGGACCUGCUCAUCGUCGGCGCUGGACCUGCGGGUGCAGCGUUGGCUUGCUUUCUUGCUGCUCAUGGACGAACCGGCAUCUUGAUCGCGGCUGCUCCCGGCACAGCGGAUACACCACGAGCUCAUAUCACUAACAUGGCUGCUCUUGAGUGCCUACGAGACAUCGAACUGGAGCAAGAAUGCCGAAACGCUGGGACGGACAGCAAACACAUGGAGCACACGCGGUGGUGUCGUAGCAUGGCGGGCGAGGAGUUUGCUAGGGUUUACUCGUGGGGUCAUGAUCCGAAGCAUAAGGGCGCAUACGAAACCGCCAGUCCGUGCGACCACAUUGACCUACCGCAAACCCUCCUCGAACCCAUUCUCGUCAAGCGCGCCACCCACGCCGGCUGGACCGUCCGCUUCAACACGCGCUACGUGCGCCUCUCACGCCCGUCUCCAGACACCGUUCUGUCUGAAGUCCUCGACGAGCUCACGGGACAAACCUACUUCAUCCAGUCGCGCUAUCUCUUUGGUUGCGACGGCGCCCGCAGCCAGGUCGUCCGUGAGCUGCAGCUGCCUCUCAUCAAAAAAACCGGCCAGGGGUUGGCCCUCAACGUCUUUGUGCGCGCCGAUCUAUCGCAUCUCAUGGAGAACAGGUCGGGGAACCUGCAUUGGGUCAUCAACCCUGAGGAAGAGGAGUACCCGGCUUGGGGCAAGGAGUGUAUCGUCAGAAUGGUCAGGGCUUGGGACGAGUGGAUGUUUAUCUUCUUGCCCCAGCCAGGCGCCGACUUGAAGGCGGAUGAUAUGUCUGCCACCAACGAGGAGUAUAUGGCGCGCGUGAGGCAGGUGAUUGGAGAUGAGAGCAUCGAAGUGACGCUGCUACAUGCCAGCAAGUGGUGGAUUAACGAGGUGGUUGCGGAGCGGUAUUCUGAUGGCGGGAAUAUCUUUUGCUUUGGUGAUGCGACACAUCGGCAUCCGCCCUUUAACGGGCUGGGAAGCAAUACUUGCAUCCAGGACGCGUUCAAUCUGGCGUGGAAAAUUGACUAUGUCAUGUCCGGCAAGGCGGGCAAGGAGUUGUUGAGCAGUUUCGACCAGGAGAGGCAGCCGGUGGGCGUGGAUAUCGUUACAAGGGCAAAUCAAGGGUUGCGCGACCAUUUCGGGUGGCAGAAGACCUUGGGAUUGCUGGAGGAGAACAAGGAGAAAGUGGCCGAGAUCUUGGCGGAGUUUGAGGACCCAGGUGAGAAGGGCCGCCUGAGAAGGAAGGCAUUCCGUGACGGGAUUGAGAAUACCACAACCGAGUUUCACGGAUUGGGCAUCGAAAUGAACCAAAAAUACGUGUCGAACGCCGUAUAUCUGGCAGAUCAGGGAGAGGCGCCGCCGGCGCCGAAGGAUACGGUCAGGACACUCCAGGUUACUACUUAUCCCGGACGCAGGCUGCCGCAUGCUUGGUUGAACACACGAGUUCCUGGGAAGAAGAUCUCGACGAUUGACUUGGCGGGACACCGGCGGUUCUGUUUGCUUACCGGGCCAGGCGGACAGGCGUGGAAAGACGCGGUGAAGGCGGUCGGGGAGAAGUUGGGUGUUGAGGUUGUCGCAUACUCGAUUGGGUGGAAGCAGGAUUACGAGGAUGUGUACUUUGACUGGGCUGAAAGGAGAGAGGUUGAGGAUGACGGGUGUGUCUUUGUCAGGCCGGAUCGGUUUGUCGCAUGGAGGAGCAAAUCGGUGAUUGAGAAGCCGGAGUUGAAGCUAGAAGAGGUUUUGAGGGGCGUUUUGUCGCUAUGA